Plasmodium knowlesi strain H is the source of this 1065-nucleotide messenger RNA. RefSeq names its product conserved protein, unknown function. The coding region runs from base 1 to 1065 and encodes 354 amino acids. The record is from RefSeq and is a predicted model, not a curated record. NCBI's taxonomy places the organism in Eukaryota, Apicomplexa, Aconoidasida, Haemosporida, Plasmodiidae. The transcript has a single exon.
AUGGGCAUAGAAAGCUACUUCCUAAAGUACGUUAAGGCAACGUACAUAACGAGGAGGAGAAGCGAAAUGAGGAAAACCAUAGAGAAUUUGAAAAAUAAUAUUUACACAUACAACAAUUACAGCUGUAAAAAUAUAAAGUAUCACAUGGGGGAAGAAGAUACAUCCGAUAGGAGUAGCCACUACAGCGUUCAAAUUGAUGAAGAGGUACAGAAGGUGAUGCGCUUUGUGAAUCCUCUCCCAUUUGGUGAAGACAAUAUCACGUCAAGCAUCCCUCCACACGGAAGUAACAAUCAGACGGAAUGUCCAAAUGAAGAAGAGCAUGGGAGUUUGAACGCAGGUGAUCCGUAUCGUGACAUGACAUACACUCACACGGAAGGUAGUCCCAAUACACAGAGUGCAGGAGACCCCAGAAAAGAAAAAAAAAACACAGCAAAAAAAAACAAGGCAUACAUUUUAAAUUACCGAAUUAAUCAUAUCGUAGGAAAAAGAGGAAAAAGGGAACAGUACAGAUACACCUACUUGAAAUCCCCAUUCAAAUACAAAUAUGCAUUAAGACAUUACGUUUUUGAAAAAUAUAAAUACCAUUUCUAUUUUUACAAUAUAACUCACUUUAACAUUCAUAUAAUUUUUAACAUCAUUUUAUCUUCCAUGACAAGCCAGACUUCUGUCAAGUGCAAUAUCCACUGGUUCUACCCUGGAAGGAAUUUAUUCGAUUCUGAAUUUUUGAGGAAGUGUUUUCUUCCCUUGAUUGAGAGGAGAGACGAUAGGCAUGAGGGUCAGUCAGUAAUCAAUUCGUAUGUGCGGAAACACAUCGAAGAAGCAUACAAUAAUGCCGUCCAUAAUGAAGAGGAGAACAAAUUACUUCCUCCACGUAAUUUCGACAUCAACUUAGACUUGACAAAAUAUAAUAUACAAAAUUUGUUGCCUCUAUUUUUUGAAAAUAAAUCAUUCAGUCAGAAUUAUAAAAAUUUGUUUCUACUGGAAGAGAAAUGUUUCAAACAAGUGAAGAGCAAAAUAAGGAAGAAAAAUUUCCACUGGUUUUUAAACAAAAAUCCGAAUGGAUAG